CUACGUGGUGUCCGGUUGCUCGCCAGGCCGGGAAGGAUGUGGAGGCGCCGGCAGCUGCUCUCGGCCGCGCUCUGCCUGCUCGCGGCCGCGGCGCUGGCUCAGUACGAGCGCUACAGCUUCAGGAGCUUCCCGCGAGACGAGCUGAUGCCCUUGGAGUCCGCCUACCGCUACGGCCUGGACCAGUACAGCAACGAGAACUGGCCCGAGAGCGUCAGCUACCUGGAGAUGAGCCUGCGGCUGCACCGCCUGCUGCGCGACAGCGAAGCCUUCUGUCACCUCAACUGCAGCACGGCGCGCCUGGAGCAGGAAGGGGGCGCCGAGGGCCAGGCGCCGCUGCCGCCCGACCGCUUCGACGGAUUCCCGGAGCUGCGCGCCUUCGCGGACAUCCUGCGCAGGGCGCAGUGCCUGAAGCGCUGCAAGCAAGGGCUGCCGGCCUUCCGCCAGUCCCAGCCCAGCCGGGAAGUGCUCGAGGAAUUCCAGCGCCGCGAUCCGUACAAGUUCCUGCAGUUCGCCUACUUCAAGGCAAAUAACCUCCCAAAAGCCAUUGCAGCAGCACACACAUUUCUUUUGAAACAUCCUGAUGAUGAGAUGAUGAAAAGGAAUAUGGAAUUCUACAAAAGCAUGCCAGAUGCUGAAGACUAUAUGAAAGAUUUAGAAGCAAAAUCCUAUGAGAAUCUCUUUAUCAGGGCAGUAAGGGCAUACAAUGGAGAAAACUGGAAGACAGCCAUCACAGACAUGGAGCUGGCACUUCCUGAGUUCUACAAAACCUACGAUGAUUGCUUAGCAGCCUGUGAAGUCUCCCGGGAGAUCACCACUUUCAAAGAGUUCUAUCUCUCUAUAGCAGAUCACUACACGGAAGUUCUUGAGUGCAAAAUGAAGUGUGAACCCGAUCUGACACCUGUCAUAGGAGGCUAUGCAGUCGAGAAAUUUGUGGCAACUAUGUACCACUACCUGCAAUUUGCCUAUUAUAAGUUGAAUGAUUUGAAGAAUGCAGCACCAUGUGUUGCUAGCUACAUGCUCUUUGACCAGAAAGAUGAAGUGAUGAAACAGAAUCUGGUCUACUAUCAAUAUCAUAAAGACAAAUGGGGGCUCACAGACGAAGACUUCCAGCCUAGACCUGAAGCAGUUCGGUAUUACAACAUCACAACACUUCAGAAAGAAAUGUAUGAAUACGCUAAAGAGUAUGUGAUGGAUGAUGAUGAAGGUGAAGUAGUAGAAUACCUGGAUGAACUCCUGGAAAUGGAUGGUGGAGCACAAUGACUUGGCUGAAACAAGCAUGAAUUUUAGGAACUGACUUCUGGCUGUCUUCCUUUGCAUCUCCAUGCACCACCUUUAGCUCAGGUGUUGGAAAUACCUCAAAUCUUUAUUAGGCUCAUUCAGCUGUCACCUGAAUCAUGAUGUGGGUUCUCAUGUCACAUGCCUGGGCUUUCCUUCUUCAUUUGAAGUUUUUUUUUUUUAAACACAUACUUUUACUCUUUUUUAAAAAAUAAGCACCAAGAUUCCUUCUGUACAUUCUGCUCAGCAAGCACAUCAUAGCUUGGGUGAAUCAAAAACAUGGUUUUAUAAUAUGGAUCUUUGUAAAUCACUCUGGGGACCCAUUUUUGGACAAAAACAGGGGCAAAAAUCCUUCAAAUUAAUAAAGUAAAUGAGGAAGAUAGGCACUCCUCUAUAUUUUUGGAAGGAUGCUACAUUUUAUGCAUAUUGAGAGUUCCUUCAACACUUAAGCUGAAAGCACUUACUCUGAAGUAAAUAGAUCCCCAAUCCUUUACACACCUGCCUGGGAAUAAUUUUCACUGAACUAUUCUCAGUAGACAUUUAUAGGAUUACACUGUUAACUGGCUUCAGUGAGACAUCACUAGAGACAACAGACUGAAGAGUGUGACUUAAUGCCAAAUGUUUAAGCAUUUUAUAUUAAGCCCAUUUAGCUGAGGUCCAGGUUAAAAAAAAGGGAAGGGUGAUAUUUGGGUUAUAAAAAAGGCAAGUUAUAAUUCAUUUUCUGCAUGCAUUAAUGAAAUUAAAUACAGAGUUUUCUCCAUGGAGGAGGAAAAAGUAGGCCAGAGCAGGUAAUGUCGCAGGAGUAGGUGGGUUUUCAGAACAAUGUCCCUGUUGCUAGGCUCAUCUGGUUGGUCCAUGGAAGCACUCAGGUCCUUGGACAAAAAGUAGUUUCCAUUCCCAGCAUAACCAUAAACAACCUCUAGUGCAAUGCUAAUAAGCACUUGUUGAACUGGCACUGCAUCAGCAGAAGUGUGUUGGAUACUGUGCAAUAUCUAUUCAUUUACACCCAAAUUUACUUACAUCACCACUUGCGGAGUGGGGUGCUUGACUUUGGCCCCAAAGUCCUCCCUGACAAUACCACUGCAGGGUGAAAACCCAUACCUGCCUACUCAGAAUUAAGCUUCAUUGGCUUCAACUGUACUUAAACCCAACUUAGAGUUGCAGUAUUACACCUUUCCAAAAAUUCUUUAUUGGCAUGACUACUUCAUCUAAACAUUUCAAUUUAUUUAAAUGUUUAUUCUUGUUGAAUAAAUAACUGAGAGAAGUAAAUGGACCAAAUUACAGGUACAUCACAGCAUUUUCCCCUACAGAGACAACAGAAUUUGUCUGUUUUCUGCCUUGAUGCUUCAGCAUGGAAUGCAUGUUACAGACUCAAUUCAUAUGGUACAAACACUUAUUUAUUACAAUUUCAUGUGUGAAUUUAAUUGUUUCUAUUUUCACAGGCCAUUUAUGACAAAAUUAGCUUCUAUUCCACAGCAGGUUUGCCAGCUUCUCUUUUAGUGCCUGCUUGUUUUUUUAACAGCAGUUUGAUAUGCAGCCAUUAUCAGGUGAUAACAUUUAUCUCCAGAUUUUACCUACUGAUUUCUGUUGCUCAGACUUCUGUGGCAAAGAAGCAGGGCAGCCCUCUUUUCUAGAUGCUUGACAAUCUUCAGUGGUAAGCAAACAUUACAAUUACUUUGUUGUUCACAUUUUCCUCAGAGCCAUUAAUGCCCGUGCAGCUUUUUUUCUUUUGCUCUUUGAAAUGGAUGUAGUGGAGAAGAAAUUAAGGGGAAAACUCCUUCUGCCAACAAACUGUGCCCCCUUGCAAGAAGCAUUUCAUUUUAUUAACUGACUGUUUUGUUAAAUGUAAUUGGUGGAAUUUUGAAGAAUUCUCUGGUUAAACUUAUAGGAGUGGACACCUUGUGGGCAUCCAGACCCCCAUCAUCCCACAACCUUGAAUAAGUGUGCUACGGUCAAUAAUAAUUGGAAGCCAAAACAUCUGGAGGGCCACAAGUUGCCCACCCCUGCACUAAAGUAACACCAACUGUGAUUUUUUCAAGUGUCUUUCUUUAGCCAGAGCUCAGGCUGCCUAACAAUAGUAGGCAGAAGUGGUUUUCAUUUCUAUAGCAUAAUCAGAAGGACUCAGCCUCCACUCUUUUACUACUCCCCGUCAUUAACUGUGAAAUUUACUGUAUCAGUAAGUUAAUAUUGUGUGCAGUGGUUCCUGCUAGGGUUUCCAACAGUUUUUCUGACAGAGGUACUGUGCCCACAGUCACUGCAAAUUCCAGCAGGUGAAACAUUACCCUGCAUGUUAAUCCAAUGAUGGGGAAAGCUUCAGGUAUCAAAUUUCUCCUAUCCUAGAGCAGCUAGAGGCUUGAAAGUCCCUUUGGAGGGAAAAUGUGUUUUCCUUAGCUGAUGCACCCUAACAUGUCUUUAUGCAAGAAACAGUUUUAACAUCAUUUAGCAAGGAGUCAAAAGGGGAGUAGAUGCAUAUGUCAGCCUGAGUUUCUUGGAGGAAAGGCAAGAUAUAAAUGUGCUUAAUAAAUAUUAAUAAUUUAAUGACACUACAAUUUUUAGGAUUGUGCUACCCAUUGAUAUUUAUAAAGGGUUACUGAGAUCUCCAAAGAUUUACAGAUUGUUUCUCAUAUGGAUUCACAAUUUGAAAUAUUCAUGUUCAGAAUGAUUGCUCAGGGCAAAUGGUCCCAUGCCUGUCAUUGUAUUUUUAUUAAUUCUCUUCCUGGUUUUCUUUCAUUCUGCUGUUCCUUUUUAUCUGUAGUCUAGAGACUCUGAGUUACCUGAACUAGGAAUGGUGCUUUACCUUUUGCUACUCUUCAUUGGGAGGUUGGUGCUGUAUGUUUGUACCUGAUUUUGAUACGGAUAAUCCAAGUGCCACUGUCUUAAACAAUAAAGUGCCUUAAAAAUCCA
Varanus komodoensis (Komodo dragon) is the source of this 4179-nucleotide messenger RNA. RefSeq names its product cartilage associated protein (gene CRTAP). NCBI's taxonomy places the organism in Eukaryota, Metazoa, Chordata, Lepidosauria, Squamata, Varanidae. Gene Ontology annotation, molecular function: collagen binding; protein binding. Gene Ontology annotation, cellular component: endoplasmic reticulum. The record is from RefSeq and is a predicted model, not a curated record. Bases 37 to 1260 code for a protein of 407 amino acids. Gene Ontology annotation, biological process: collagen fibril organization; peptidyl-proline hydroxylation to 3-hydroxy-L-proline. The transcript has 7 exons.